ACGACACCACCGCACCCCCAUCCCAAUUGGCCACUCUGCGCGCCUUACCCAUCCUCGCCGCCAUCACUGCUGCAUCUCCGACCUCAUCGUCACCCACAGCGCGCCCCAGCACCUUCGCGCGGGGAGGUCGCCAGGCCCGGAAGGGCUCCCUACGCACUCCCGCCUUCACUCAUCCUAUAAUCUACCACCCACAAUGUCGCUCGUCAACCUCGCCGCCGUGUGCUCGCACCUCCAGAACGCCUCCAAAGCCCGCCUGGGCCUGACCUCGAUUCCCGUCUCGAAGCUGCACGUCGCGCUGAUGCUGGGCCUACAGAAGCAAGGCUUCAUCUCCAGCGUAACGCUCGGCGGCCCCGCACCGCCUAAACCAGUGCUGCUGCAGAAGCCCCCGAAAUACCGCGGCACCCCCGAAGAGCGAGAGGCAAAAAACCUGGCGGAGCAGCUGCGGGAGGCACGCAAGCUGGAGCGGCGGCAGAAGAAGGGGUAUCUGCUGAAUGCGAGGCAGCUCGAGAAGGUAGCCUGGGGUAGGGCCCCAGAGUGGUCGUAUAAAGAAAUCGUCCCCGCGAACCCUGGACAGCGGCGGCUGUGGGUUGGACUGAAGUACUGGAAGAACGAGCCCGUGUUGAACAAGAUGAACCUAGUCAGCAAGCCGACGAGGCGGAUAUGGGUGAACUCGGACGAUUUAGCGAAGAUCACGAGAGGGCGCGAGUCGGCGUUCGUGAAGGGGUUGACGAGGACGGGGGAGUGCAUGUUUGUGACGACGGAUAAGGGGAUUAUGGAGGCGAGGGAGUGUGUGGAGAGGAAGCUUGGGGGUAUGGUGUUGUGUAGGGUGAUAUAA
This is a messenger RNA of Mytilinidion resinicola, 835 nucleotides long. Its product is annotated as ribosomal protein S8. Gene Ontology annotation, cellular component: ribosome; mitochondrion. The record is from RefSeq and is a predicted model, not a curated record. Bases 194 to 835 code for a protein of 213 amino acids. NCBI's taxonomy places the organism in Eukaryota, Fungi, Ascomycota, Dothideomycetes, Mytilinidiales, Mytilinidiaceae. The transcript has 2 exons. Gene Ontology annotation, biological process: translation. Gene Ontology annotation, molecular function: structural constituent of ribosome.